CUGAGGCGCCGCCGCCGAGCCAGAGCGCGCCGGUCUUUCGUCGAGGCCGGACGCGCGGCUCAGCGGGCCGAGCCCAAGUCGUCGUCGUCGUCCCUUACCGAAGAAGCCGAGGCCGGCCGUGCCUCGCCCGGCACCCCGAGGCCCCAGGACAUCCUCUGCGCUCUCUCUCUCGGUGUGUCGCGCACCCGCACACAAAUCGUCGCCCGUCGGAAACCGAAGGCCACCGGGUCCAGACGUUUCCCCCUCCCCAGCCCCGGCUGCUGCAGAGCCAACAUGCCCAUCACUCGGAUGCGCAUGAGGCCCUGGCUAGAGAUGCAGAUUAAUUCCAACCAAAUCCCAGGGCUGAUCUGGAUUAAUAAAGAGGAGAAAAUGUUCCAGAUCCCAUGGAAACACGCUGCCAAGCAUGGCUGGGACAUCAACAAGGAUGCCUGUCUGUUCAGGAGCUGGGCCAUUCACACAGGCCGAUACAAAGCAGGGGAAAAGGAGCCUGAUCCCAAGACAUGGAAGGCAAACUUUCGCUGUGCCAUGAACUCCCUGCCAGACAUCGAGGAGGUAAAGGACCAGAGCAGGAACAAAGGUAGCUCAGCUGUGCGAGUCUACCGGAUGCUUCCACCUCUGACCAAGGAUCAGAGAAAAGAGAGAAAGUCCAAGUCCAGCCGAGACACCAAAAGCAAGAUCAAGCGGAAGUCAUGCGGGGAUUCCAGCCCUGAUAACUUCUCUGAUGGACUCAGCAGCUCCACUCUGCCUGAUGACCACAGCAGCUACACAGCUCUGGGCUACAUAGGCCAGGACCUAGAGAUGGAGCAGGCCCUUACUCCAGAAGAGGCUGCUGGUCUGGCAGGGGAACCCACAGCACUGUCACCAUGUGCCGUCACUAGCACUCUCCCUGACUGGCACAUGCCAAUGGAAAUUGUGCCAGACAGCACCAGUGAACUGUACAACUUCCAAGUGUCUCCUAUGCCCUCCACCUCUGAAGCUACAACAGAUGAGGAUGAAGAAGGGAAAUUACCUGAGGACCUCAUGAAGCUUUUUGAACAGUCAGAGUGGCAGCCAACGAACGUGGAUGGCAAGGGGUACCUGCUCAAUGAACCUGGAACCCUGUCCACUUCUGUGUAUGGAGACUUCAGCUUCAAGGAGGAGCCAGAAGUUGACAGCCCUGGAGGGGACAUUGGGCUGAGCCUACACCGAGGCUUCACAGAUUUGAAGAACUUGGACACCAUCUGGCUGGACAAUCUUCUGACCCCAGUCAGGCUGCCCUCCAUCCAGGCCAUUCCUUGUGCACCAUAGCUGGGCCCUCCCCUCUUGCUCCACUGAGUGAGCAGGGCCCAGGCAUCAUGGCAGAUGUGUUGCAGAGAAACUGGACUCCUGUGGGCCCCUUGGCAUAACGAAGUGUGAUUCCACUGCCAAGCAGGGUUGGGACCACCCUUCUUGGGUUAGUGGACGCUCAGGGCUUAGCAGGCCAGGGGUUUGGGCUUGUCCUGACUCUGCCUUCUGGGAAGAUGGGGUUGGGAUUCUGAGACUGGUUUAUCAGUUGAGGACUUGGACAGGAAUUGGCCUCUAUUUUCUAUCUCAGCCCAACUUCCUGGAAAAGGUUUUGCUGUCACUGAGCUGGCCCUGAGGGGAACAGACAGUGACCUCGGAAGAACGUAGCAUCAGCCCCUGGGCUGACUCUGCACUAGGAGACAAUUGCACUAAGUGAAUCCUGUUCCCAAAGAAUGCUUCCCUUCCCAGCUGAGCCCUGGGGUCUGUUCCAAAGCCAGUGAAAUGUGAAGGAAAGUAGGGUUCUUUGGGGCAGUCCUCCCUCAGCCUUAGGGGAGCUCUGCCCUGCUCCUGCUCCUGCUCCUGAAGUGCUGAGGGGCUUGGGAAAAAACAUGGCACUUUUUCUUGUGGACCUUGCCACAGUUUUGAUCAGAGUGUACACUAACAUGUCCCCCAAGCUCUUGGCCUUUGUGUUUAUUUAUACAGUGCCUUUCCCGGUGCUUACCUCCCCCUUAGGUCCCGCAGCCCUCAGCAGGCCCAGGGAGGAAGUGUGAGCACCUUGGUGUGACUUCGGAAAUUGGAGACUCAAAUCUAAUUACUAAGUCAUGUGUGACAACAUAUGGAUAUGUAUGUAAAUAUGUACAUUUGGCUUUUUAUAAAAGUUGUUUACAAGAA
This is a messenger RNA of Dipodomys spectabilis (banner-tailed kangaroo rat), 2154 nucleotides long. RefSeq names its product interferon regulatory factor 1 (gene Irf1). The transcript is spliced from 10 exons. The record is from RefSeq and is a predicted model, not a curated record. Gene Ontology annotation, biological process: regulation of transcription by RNA polymerase II; immune system process. Bases 274 to 1287 code for a protein of 337 amino acids. Lineage: Eukaryota; Metazoa; Chordata; Mammalia; Rodentia; Heteromyidae. Gene Ontology annotation, molecular function: RNA polymerase II cis-regulatory region sequence-specific DNA binding; DNA-binding transcription factor activity, RNA polymerase II-specific. Gene Ontology annotation, cellular component: nucleus.